This is a messenger RNA of Diaporthe amygdali, 804 nucleotides long. RefSeq lists its product as uncharacterized. The transcript has a single exon. Lineage: Eukaryota; Fungi; Ascomycota; Sordariomycetes; Diaporthales; Diaporthaceae. The coding region runs from base 1 to 804 and encodes 267 amino acids. The record is from RefSeq and is a predicted model, not a curated record.
AUGGCUCCCGUCUCAAUUUCGGCGCGCCGCCCGGCCGCUCUUAUUGACUACCUUGCGCCGCGCGAAACGCGGCCUCAGCUGCGAGAACCACCAUCCCAAGAAGGCCCGGUCAUUUCAGGGCGCUUUCACUCCCUCCCCAGCUUUCCCUCUCGAACGGUCAAGACCGCCCUCGACGCGCCGAGCCGCGUGCUACUUGCCGAACGAGAUACUACGACGUCCACGAUACCCGGGGCAUACCCUGGCAUAAACGAUGGUCCCGACGCAGGCGAGGUCGUCGGCAUCACACUCGGCUCAGUGGGCGGCUUCCUGCUGCUCUUGUGGCUUGUAUAUACCUGUCUGUCGAUAGGCAACCGCCCAGACACAAUCAGUUCCUACGGCACCGCGAGUGUUGUCACUCGCAAGUCGCGCCGGCGGCACUCGAAACACCAUCACCGGUCGCCAUCACGUCGUCGCGAGACAGUCGAGGUCCGCACCAGCCGUGUACCCGUUGCCGAACCGCCACCCGAGAGGAUUGUGAUGGAGGAGACCAUGCGCAGGACUAGCGGCCCCAUGCCCGGGCCUCCACCAGCCCCCAUGGCCGCGCCCCCGCCGCCGAGGUUCGUGCCUCAUGAUGACACCGAGGACGAGGUUGUUGUGAUCGAGGAGCAUAGCCCGCCACCGAGGAGACACAAGUCCAAGAGCCAUCGAAGGCGGAGCUCGAGCGCGAGGAGGGAGAGCGGGUUUCGGGAGGUCGACCCGGAUCGAUUUGCUGGCGGCGACGCGCCGUUGAGAGACGUGAGGAGAUCGAGCAGGCACGGGAGGUAA